AUGCUUGGACGUAGUAGUCGAUUAGUUUCUAGGCAGCGACUUCCUCGACCAGCUCGACUUUACUCAAAUCCUUCAAAGAAAGUAAAUGCGCCGGCUACCGCUUUCGCCCAAGUCCCCCUACCCCAUUCAGAGUAUCCCCCCUUCUUGGCACAGAGGGAGGAGGACUCGACCCAUCUCCUCGCAAUGCACGGCUUUCUAAAGCGCAGAACACCAUACACAAUCCUGCCAACACCCCUUCCAGAUGACCGUGCUUCAGCUCUGAACAGCUUCUACUUUACCGAUUCUCCAACUCAGGACCAGCUGGCCGUUAUGGAUGCAUGUCUCCACAAUCUAUACGACGUUCCACGCGCAAAACAGGUCUUUGAACAACUCAGG
Suillus paluster is the source of this 375-nucleotide messenger RNA. RefSeq lists its product as uncharacterized. The transcript has a single exon. The annotation marks the transcript as partial. NCBI's taxonomy places the organism in Eukaryota, Fungi, Basidiomycota, Agaricomycetes, Boletales, Suillaceae. The record is from RefSeq and is a predicted model, not a curated record.